AUCACUUCAGUUCCGACCAGCGACGCGUUCGGACGUGUGUGCGCCGUGUUUGUCUUCGUGCGUGUUUUUGCCCUCUUUCCUCCCCUCGUUCGUCGUUCGGUGUGUGUUCGGUCUCGUCCGUCGGUCAUUUUUUCACGGAUUUUGAUCGCGUGUGUGUGACACUUUUCACGCGUGCAUUUCCGCCGGUGAAAAUGUAGCACAGCCGCACUGUAAUUUAUUUUGUGGUCGAAAAUCUGCGCGUUACGAUUUUCGUGGUCGUGAAAAAGUGUGGAAGGGAAACGAAGCGAAAGGCGCAACGAAGAAGCGACAGAAGAAAGAUUCGUAAAAAAACGGGAAGAAAAUUUUGCAUGAGUGAUUCAGUGUGUGCGUGUGAGUGAGCGAGAAGGAAUACACACACGCACACGGGACGGGGUCGGAGUGUGUGCGCGCAGGGCAGAUAGAGAGAGAGAAGGGAAGUGGAGUGUGCGACGAAGAAAGGAAGAAACAGAAGAAUCAGGCAAAAUGUCAACAUCGGAAAGCCGAGUGGAAUGGGUGGAAAUCAUCGAACCUCGCACCAAGGAGCACAUGUACGCCAACCUGACGACCGGCGAGUGCGUCUGGGAUCCACCGGAGGGUGUCGUCAUCAAGCGGACGGACGCGUCCCAGUGGUGGGAACUGUUCGACACCAACACCUGCCGGUUCUACUACUACAACGUGGCCUCGCAGAAGACGGUCUGGCACCGGCCGCAGAACUGUGAUAUAAUCCCGCUGGCGAAGCUGCAAACCCUGAAGCAGAACACCGACCCAGGCGAGCGAAAGGAUGGCGGAACGUUGCCGCACCAUCACACCAGCACCAGUUCCCGACACCACGGUGGAAGUUCCGGCACGGUGGGCAAAUCCUGCGGCCACCGGACUGCGACGGGCGUCAUGGACUACCGGGAUCGGGACCACCAUCGAAGUUCCAGCUCCGGCCACCGCAGCAGUAGUGGCAGCCACGACAAACGCAGCAACAGCGAUCUGCUGGCGAGUCCCCAGGGACGGCACAGCUUACAGCACAGACUGCCACCCAAAGCUACCGAGGCGGGACUGUUCUCGAUAGGCCGCACCGGCACCGCCGAAUCUCAUAAACUUUGCAGGCACGUCCACCCACCGGGGAACAACGCCGUCACGCCGACCGCGUUGACAGGUUCCUCGACCGGAACCGGAACGUCAUCCCGCAGCAGUCACCGGUAUCUGGACUCGGGUAAGUCCAGCGACAGCAGUUUGUCCAGUGCCCACGGGUUCCACCAUCGGCGCAUGCCGGACGGUGGAAGUUUGCGGAUCGGCACCGGAACUCACGGGAAGAAGCACUCCGGUGGCGGAGCGGAGAACUGCUAUCGGAUGCUGCAGGAGAGUUCGAGCUCGCACAACAUUCCACACUCGGUUCCGUCGUCGUCCACGGAGAAGCUGGUCGCUGGGCUGGUGCACCACUCGCCGCUGCCUCCGCCCCACCAGAUGCUGUCCUACUCGAUGUCCAACUCGUCGGAUCUGGCGGCGGGCGCCGGCGGUAAUCUGUCCUCUCCGUCGCACUCGAUGAGCACGCCCCAGUUCAAGAAGAAGUUCAUGCACGACGGCAGCAGCGGUCUCGGCUCCAAGUCGGGCAGCUCGGUCGGACUCAAGGACGGUGGGCUGGUGUCAAAGCACGAAAGCUUCGAUUACUCCGGAAAUCCUUCCUCUCAGAUCUCACUGACCCGCUCGGGUAGCUUCCUGUCGUCGGCCGGCAUCACUUCGGCGGGACCGAUGGUCGGAACGCCCGUUUCCGGACGGCCAUAUCACCAUCACCAGUCCGGAAGUGGAGGAGGUGGCAGCGGCCUGCCACCCCAGCAGCAUGGUUCCUCAUCCCAUCGGAAGGGUAGCUUCGACGGGAACAACGGUGGCGCGGCCAGCGACGAUUCGAUGCACGAAAAGUACUUCAAGUCCGUGGAGAACACGCCAAUCAGCCGGAGGCGUCACACGACCACUUCCUCGUCCAAAGCGUCCUCCGUGCCACCACCACAGCAGAAGCACUCGAGCGACUCUAGUCCCCAGAGUCCGAUUAGUCCGCAACAGCAGCAGCAGCAGAAAAUCCAGCGGCCAUCGGCCCUGGCCGUGGAGCUGUCUCCCGGCGGCGCAGUCGGAUACAACAAAUCUAGUCACAAAAGUAACGAUUCCGAACUGUUCAACCUGGACCUCACCAGCAAGCCGGAAAAGUACUUGGAUAAGAUGAAGAUCGACCGGGGCAAGGUUUCGCCCAGCUCAAUCUCCAUGGGGGGAAGUUCCGCGACCGGCCAAAGUCUCCAGAAGCAAUCCUCCUCCAGCGGAAAGCUCUCUUCUAGUCAAACCGAGAUGGCAGCACAAAAGAUGGCGGUGGCUGCGGCCAGCAGCAAGGACCAGUUCUCGCUAAACAAACCAAACCUGGAACGGCACAACCAGCAAAAGCAGCAGCAAACGCUGGAGAAGAAAUCCGGCUCCGGAUCGACCCACACGGUCGCGUCCAACAACUCGUCUUCGCACAAGCAACAGUCACAGCAGCAACAGCACGAUAAGAAAAAGAGCCGGAACAACCACAACAAUCAGGGGACCGGGUUCGACUUCGACUACGACAACGGGAACACGUCCCCGCUUUACUGCAACUGGGAUAAGGAAAAGCUCGAGCACCUGCUCCCGCUGCAGCACUACAUCCUGGAGCAGGCCAAACUGUCCGGCUGCUACGGCGGCUUUGGGGACGCGUUCCGCGACUCGGACUCGUUCCACUCGGACAGCCAGUCGGAGCACUCGUUCUCGGGCCACGAGCCGGACAACGAGGACUCGGACCACUCGGACGGGCACGGGGACUACCUGUCGCACUACCCGUACGAGGAGUACGGCGUGUUCCGGAAGGACAUGGACGGGGGCGGGGUGUCGUACUACAACUUUGACUUUAACUUUGGCGACCGCGAGGAAAAGGAGGACAUUUCGGAGGAGGUAACGGCCAAGCUGGAGAGCAUUCAGGACCAGAUCUACAGUCCGGUCAAGAAUCAUCCGCCGCUGCACAAGUACUCUCCGUUUCACGCGGCCAAGCAGAGCUUGGAGAGUUCCGGGUUUGGGUCGGAUUCGGUAGAUCGGGGUGCGUCGGCGGACAGUAGUCAGGCGAGUUCCGGGCAGCCGCAGCAGCAGAAGCCAUCGGCCGUCAACAAGGCCACCCUGUUGCAGCGGUUCCAGGAGAACCUGAUGGCGCACAGUCCGGGAAGUAUGGGGGUUGUGGGUGGGAACGGGAAGAUUGCCGAGAUGGCUCUGCUGAAGGAGUGUGAUAUUGAGAAGUUUGCACAGGACAACCUGAACCUGCAUUCGAAGGGAAUCUUCCGGAAGAAGUCGUCCAUCCAGGAUAUGUUGAGUUGGACGCCGAACGCCAUCAGUCGACCGAUGCUUUCGCUGGCGAGAGACAAGGCCGGUAAGAAGAUGGCCACGGAGUUGUUCAAGCUGGUUCAGAUCUACAUGGGUGAUCGGAAGGCCCGGGUCGGGAUGAGUUUGAACUCGGUGGCCAUCGAUAUCAUUACGAUGGCCAUGGGGCAGGCUCAGUUACGGGACGAGCUGUACAUUCAGAUGUGUCGCCAGACGACGGAGAAUCCCAGUCGAGACUCGCUGAUUCGCGGCUGGGAACUGAUGGCCAUUUGUUUGUCGUUCGUGCCACCGUCUCCGACAUUCCAGCCGGCCCUGCUCGGGUACAUUAACCGGCACCGUGAUCCGUCGUUCGCGACCAGCUUCCCAGAGGUGGGCAAGUGGCCGAUUCACGUGCAAAUUUCGCACUACGCCACGAUCGCGUGCCGACGGCUGGACCGGAUCGGCAGUUCCGGCCGGAAACAGGCCAAGAAGCCGGGCGAGGACGACAUCAACCAGGCGCGGGAACAAAUCUUCCGCGACAGCAUGUUCGGCAACACGCUGAACGAGGUGAUGGUCCUGCAAAAGGACAAGUUCCCCGACCGGCAGCUGCCCUGGAUCCAAACUACGCUUUCGGAGCAGGUUCUCCUGCUGAACGGGAAACAAACCGAGGGAAUCUUCCGCGUGCCAGCCGAUGUCGACGAGGUCAACCUGCUAAAGAACCGGAUAGAUCGGUGGGAGUUUCCGGAAAAUAAGGGAACCAUGGAUGCUCACGCCCCUGCCAGUUUGCUGAAGCUGUGGUACCGAGAGCUGUACGAUCCGCUGAUCCCGGACGAACUGUACGACGAUUGCGUGGCCACCGAGGACCCGGCGGAGGCCGCCGCCAUCGUGGAAAAGUUACCAAAGAUAAACCGUUUGGUCCUAACCUAUCUGGUGCACUUCCUGCAGCAGUUUUCGCUGCCGGACGUGGUCGCCAACACCAAGAUGGACUCGUCCAACCUGGCGAUGGUGUUUGCGCCGAACCUGCUGCGCUGCCAGUCCCAGGACCCGAAGGUGAUCCUCGAGAACGCCCGCAAGGAGAUGACGUUCAUGAGGACGCUGAUUCAGCACAUGGACACCGCCAGUGUGGCGCACAUGGUUUGAUUUGGUUUGACCCGUGCCAGAAUAGUUUUUUGUUUGUUUUCGUUUUUUUGUGUUCCAGAUGUCAUUUUAACCAAGUGUACAUUUUUGUAAUGUAUUUUCUGACAGUCGAGAUAAACGUGUUUAUUUUA
This is a messenger RNA of Culex pipiens pallens (northern house mosquito), 4625 nucleotides long. It is a transcript of the gene RhoGAP93B, whose product is annotated as rho GTPase-activating protein 39. The record is from RefSeq and is a predicted model, not a curated record. Gene Ontology annotation, molecular function: GTPase activator activity; protein binding. Gene Ontology annotation, cellular component: cytoplasm; cytoskeleton. Lineage: Eukaryota; Metazoa; Arthropoda; Insecta; Diptera; Culicidae. Bases 502 to 4497 code for a protein of 1331 amino acids. Gene Ontology annotation, biological process: signal transduction. The transcript is spliced from 11 exons.